AUGCCGUCGAUCACGUCGAUCACCUUUGCCGCUGUGCUUUUUGUCGGAUUCUCGCAUUUAGCGCACGCGCAGACUAACAUCACGGCUAGCGCUUGUGCAGCGUCCUCGGUCUUCUUGUCUUGUAAUCGUGAUGUCGCCGAUAAGUGGAGCUCAUGCGUGAAUGGAUGUAAUGGGAAUGGCGAUUGCAGUGUUGACUGUGGCUGUACCGCUCAUCAAGAGUAUAUCAAUUGCAUGGCACAUUCGUGCUGGAAUCAGGUGUACUCAUGCGAAUAUCAACUUUUCGUUCAGCAGUACUUCUCCAUCUGUCCUAGUGCCAUCGAACCUAUUCCCUUCUGGCCUGCUCCGGAUAAUGCGCCAGGUCGCUGCUCCUGUGAUCUAGGCAAAGUACUCAAGAACACACUAAGCGCGCGCAAAGAACAAGUCUCCUGCAUCUUGAACGUGACAGAUCAGACCGUCAACACGGUGACAAGCUCAGUGUCAGGCAGCCUAAGCGAUAUAUCAAAUAUAGGCAGCGACAUAGGAAACAAUGUUGCUUCUAUCGCUGAAACAGCUACAGAGUGUGCAUGCUGCGGAGCUAGUGCAAGUAUCUCAGCUGCAUGGGAAGUCUGCCCACAUACCAUCCCAACCCUCGCCGGCGCCGAUCUAUGGGGCAUCUUCUUCCCAUCCGACUAUCCAAAUUUGUAUAACUCAAUCCCGAACUUUGUCUGGGACACCUGUGACAGCGACUUCGAUACAGGGAAAUGCAAAGACAUCGGUUUCGUGAACCCAUCUGAUAAUUUCUAUAAGCCUGGCGAGUUUCCGUCCAACGGUACUUCAAAGUUAACGAAUGUUGAUGGUACGUUGAGUGCUCCACCUAGUGGGACGGUGAUUACUUGGUCGCAAUCUUCCACAACAUGGACAGUCACUGCAACUGGGUAUGACGAGAAGGCCGUUGCAAGCCAGAGUGGGUAUCGAGCUACGGCGACUGGGACGGAUGCAUUUGCGACGCAGACGUCUUCUGGUACUAGUUCUAAUGCGGGUUAUUUGGUGAAGCCUGUUGGGGGUUUGGGGUUGGUUGGAAUCUUGGGUAUUGCGUUGUUGCGGUAG
Messenger RNA from Penicillium angulare, 1086 nucleotides. RefSeq lists its product as uncharacterized. Bases 1 to 1086 code for a protein of 361 amino acids. NCBI's taxonomy places the organism in Eukaryota, Fungi, Ascomycota, Eurotiomycetes, Eurotiales, Aspergillaceae. The transcript has 3 exons. The record is from RefSeq and is a predicted model, not a curated record.